CAUAGGAUCUCUUGAUCUAAAACAAGUAUAUAAGCCGAAAUUUGCAAAUUAUCAUCACUCUCGUGGUAACCAACAAUAUCACACAAUGAAAGCUUUUGUGUGCUUUGCUCUCUUGGCUGUAGUAGCUGUAGCUGCUGCUAAAGAUGAAAAACCAAAGGACCCCAAGAAACGUAAUGUUUUUGGUGGAUUUGGUGGAUACUCCACCGGAUUCUCCGGACUUAACGGUGGUCUCUUGAGCUCCGGCGCCGCUUUCGACAACAGCGCCGCUUACGGAUACUCCAGCUUGGGAUCCUUCGGAGGUGCUUCUGCCCUCAACGCCGGUUCCUUCAGCUCCGGAGCUGCUUUGGCCGAUUCUUCCUUGGCUUUGGGAGGUCACUCCUUGGGCUACUCUACCUACGGUGAUGCUGCCAUCAGCGGUGCCUCUUUGGCCGCUCCAGUAGUAUCCUCCGGAUUCGGCGCUGCCGCUCCAGUAGUAUCCACCGGAUUCGCUGCCUCUCCAAUUGAAUCAUCUGCUUACGACACCGCUUCUCUUGGACUCGGUUCCUUUGGUGGUGUGUCCACCUUAGGAGGAGUAUCCGCUUUGGGAGGAGUAUCCCACUUCGGUGGAAUCGCCGCUGCCCCAGCCGUUGAAUCUGUAGGACAUGUCCAAGUAGGCGCUCCCCUUCACCACGUAUACCAAGCUCAAGCCGGACAAAUCAUCGGCAGGAACUUGGGAGUCCAAGUACAAAACCACGUAGUCAAAACCGUCGUAGAAAAGGUAGCCGUACCAGUACCACGCCCAGUAGCUGUACCACAAUACAGGACCGUCCAUGUACCAGCCCCAUACGCCGUCCACUCCCAAAAGAACGUCGCCGUACCAUACAAAGUAACCGUACCAGUUGCUGUAGAAAGGCCAGUCCCAGUCCAAGUACCACACCCAGUUGCUGUCCCAUACAAAGUACCAACCCCAGUCGAAGUAUCCAGACCAUACCCAGUCAAAAUCACCAAGACCAUCACCGUCCCCGUUGAAAGACCAGUUUACAUUCGUGUACCAGAAACCAUAAGAGUACCCGUCGCUCAACCCGUCCCAGUACCAGUAUCCCACCCCGUCAAUGUAGCUGUCCCAGAACCAGUUAUCGUUAGAGUACCAGAAGCCAUCAAUGUAGGAAGCCGCGUACACACCCACACCGAUUACAACAGCGCCGCUGGUUUGGCUGGAGUAGCCACCGGAUACGCCGGUCUUGGCUCCUUCUCCUCUGGACUCACUUACGGUUCUGGAGUAUCCGGUUUGGCUUACGGCUCUGGUUUAUCCACCAUCGGCUCCGGACUUAUUAACUCCGGAGUAUCCACCAUCGGCUCAGCUGGACUUAUCAACUCCGGAGUAUCCCACAUCGGCUCCGCUGGACUUAUAAACUCCGGAGAAUCUACCAUUGGAUCCGGACUAAUCGACUCCGGUGUAUCCACAAUCGGAUCCGGACUUGUAGACUCCGGUGUAUCCACCUUUGGAUCCGGACUUGUCCACUCCGGUGUACACACCAUCGGAUCUGGCCUUAACUCCGGAUACGUAACCAAAAAAAUUAUUGUUUAAAAAUUGAUCAACAUUCCUUUUAUGUUUAAAUAAAAAAAUAAAAAAACUACUAAUAAUAAUACAA
Messenger RNA from Brassicogethes aeneus, 1631 nucleotides. NCBI's taxonomy places the organism in Eukaryota, Metazoa, Arthropoda, Insecta, Coleoptera, Nitidulidae. The record is from the annotation of a GenBank genome assembly.